AAAACAGUUUGUGAGAAGGAAGUGGUGACAGAGCAGAACCGUUUGGAAAGAUUCAAGAGUGAGGGUGCAGAUGAGCAUGUUCUAAAAAAACAAGAAGAAGUCAUAGCCGAGUGUGUGAUGAUGCUUCCAGACACAUUACGCAGAUUGAGAAAAGAGUUAGAAACUCUUGAAAAAUUCUUGACAGAGGAAGUGGAGCUGAAGGAAACAAAAGAAUACGAAACGGCAUUACAGAUUGUAAACGAUGCUAAGGAAGUGAUAGCGAAAAAGGAUUAAGCAAAUUGAUAAUUUCAAAUAAUAAGUUUAAUUUUUUUCACAAGCAUUAUUUACUAACUCUUUAAUCACAUUAAUGUUAAAUAUUCUCCAAGAGACUUGCAUAAAUAAUCACAAUGCCUAAAACUAAUGAAAAAAAUUUAAAUAUAUCGCUAUUGAAAAGCAGUAUUAAAACAAUAAUUACAAAUAUCAAACUAUUAGAAAAUGUAAAAUCCACUAACGAAGAUUGUGGACAACUUGUUGAUCGAUUGAAGCAGCAAACUGAAGAAUUACUACAGAAAGUGGAAACCUCACCAUUAGAACGGUUAUCUAAGGUGUUGAAAAAGAGGAAACUAAAACGCCAUCGCAAAAAAUUUAAAUUAAAAGAAAUCAAAGCUGAAGUUAGGAGUAGAAAUAUAACCCAAGGCCUGAAGUCUAACGAAAUUUCAAAUAUUCUACAAAGCAAUGAAUAUCCUGCGACUCUUUCUUAUGGAGAACACACAUCAUCCUUAAAAAAACAUCAACAUAUUCGUUUGCUGAAACAGCAUGAUGCCCAACGCUUCCUCCGAACUUUUGAAUUGUUCAAGAUGUUACAUUUUUCACGAGGACAGAACAUAAACCAUACAAAUGAAUUUGCUGAACAACUACUUGAUUUACGGGUCUCUUGGAGCAAAAUAUUGGAAGAAAAUAAGCUGGAAUGUACACAGGAACUGCGCAUAGAAGAUCAAUGGAAUGAUAUAUUUUUUGGUUCUGCCGAACACUCGUACUACGACGGUGAUCAAAAAAUUAGUGAAUUCCUGCGAAUACGACGUAUUUGGGACAGCUAUUUGACGCGUAGUAAACAUGGAUCUUCUAUACCUAGUGGUUGGGUCCUUCCAAGUGAAAAUGCCCUUUCAGAAUGGCAGCAGUACAGAGCCAUGUGAACGUACUUAGUGAUUUGCUGCAUUUAAUUGUUUAUGUAAUACUUUUAAAAAUAAUAAAUAACACCGAACAUAA
This is a messenger RNA of Zeugodacus cucurbitae (melon fly), 1245 nucleotides long. RefSeq names its product tubulin-specific chaperone A. The coding region runs from base 387 to 1172 and encodes 261 amino acids. The transcript has 2 exons. The record is from RefSeq and is a predicted model, not a curated record. Gene Ontology annotation, cellular component: microtubule cytoskeleton; cytosol. Gene Ontology annotation, biological process: post-chaperonin tubulin folding pathway; tubulin complex assembly. NCBI's taxonomy places the organism in Eukaryota, Metazoa, Arthropoda, Insecta, Diptera, Tephritidae. Gene Ontology annotation, molecular function: beta-tubulin binding.